GGGGGCGGCCCGGAGCGGCGCUGCCGGGAUGGGAGCGUGAGAGGGGGCGAGUCCGCGGCCGGAGGAGCUGCGGUCUGAGCGGGGGCUGGUGCCGGCGGCCUCGGACCCGCCAUGGAGCCGGUGACCAAGUGGAGCCCGAAGCAAGUGGUGGACUGGACUAAGGGCCUGGAUGAUUGCCUGCAGCAGUAUGUCCAUAAAUUUGAACGGGAGAAGAUAAAUGGUGAACAGCUGCUGCAGAUUUCUCACCAGGACCUUGAAGACUUGGGUAUCUCAAGGAUUGGACACCAGGAACUGGUUCUAGAGGCUGUAGAUCUCCUGUGUGCACUGAACUAUGGCCUUGAAACAGACAAUAUGAAGAACCUGGUUCUCAAGCUACGAGGGUCAUCCAACAAUCUGCAAAACUACAUCAGCAGCCGUAGGAAAAGUUCCAGUUAUGAUGGAAAUACCUCUCGCAAGCCCCCCAAUGAAUUCCUUACUUCCGUCGUAGAGCUUAUUGGUGCUGCUAAAGCCUUGCUUGCAUGGUUGGACAGGACCCCAUUUACAGGUAUUGCUGACUUUUCAUCAAUGAAGAACAGAAUCAUUCAGCUCUGCUUGGACCUCACUACUACUGUUCAAAAGGAUUGCACUGUGGCUGACAUGGAAGAUAAAGUCCAGAGUGUGGCCAAGACUUUAAAUGGCAUUUGUGAUAAAGCCAUCCGAUCAACUACAGACCCACUGAUGAGCCAGUGUGCCUGUCUGGAGGAGGUCCAUUUAACCAACAUUAAACCUGGGGAAGGCCUGGGAAUGUACAUCAAAUCAACAUAUGAUGGAUUGCAUGUAAUUACUGGAACUACAGAAAACUCCCCUGCUGAUCGCUCCCAGAAGAUUCACGCUGGUGAUGAAGUGAUCCAGGUUAAUCGGCAAACUGUGGUUGGCUGGCAACUAAAAAAUCUGGUGGCAAAGUUGCGAGAGAAUCCUGCUGGAGUUCGGCUGCUGCUUAAGAAACGUCCAACCGGCUCUUUUCAUUUCACUCCUGCUCCUCUGAAGAACCUGCGCUGGAAACCACCCUUGGUGCAGACCAGUCCCUCACCAGCUUCAACUCAGCCACCAGAAAGCACCGUGGACACCUCACUGAAGAAGGAGAAGCCAGCUAUUUUGGAUCUGUACAUACCCCCUCCACCAGCUGUUCCAUAUUCUCCUCGAGAUGAAAAGGGGAGCUUUGUGUAUGGAGGAGGCAGCAAACGCAGCCAGCCACUGCCUGGGUCCAAGGGCGCCGAGUCUCCCAACUCUUUUCUGGAUCAGGAGAGCCGCAGGCGGAGGUUCACUAUUGCCGACUCAGAUCAGCUGCCUGGGUACCCCAUGGAAGUAAACGUCCUGCCAGCCAAGAUGAGAGAAAAAACCCAGUCCUAUGGAAAACCUCGUCCUUUGUCAAUGCCUGCUGAUGGAAGCUGGAUUGGAGCUGCAGAACCCUUCUCUAGGCCACGAGGAUCAGGGAGAAAAGGUGAAGAUGUCCUCUGCAGGUACUUCAGCAAUGAAAGGAUCCCCCCAAUCAUUGAGGAAAGCCCCUGCACGCAGCACCCGCUCUCCAGGCCAGUGUCUGACAAGCAGUUAGUGAGGGGAACGGAUUAUAUUCGAGGCAGCAGGUGUUUUAUGAAUGCAGACCUCCACAACAGUGCAACAAUUCCUUUUCAAGAGGAAGGUGCUAAAAAGUCAUCAGUUACAUCAUCCACAAAAUCCUCCUCAGCAGAGCCCUCGCUGCUGGUCAAUUGGUUCACGAGACUGAAACUGUUGACUCACUGACUUGUCCCCAGCUCUGUGACCAAGUGCCUUUGCUCAUCGGUCAGACCUCUCCACUCUGCAGCUUAACUGACACACAGUGACUAAUGCAGUAUUCUUCUCCUGGAGAAUCUCACACUUUAGCCUUUUUGUUUGUCAUUUUUGAUGGAUCAGAGGGUUCCAUAGUGCAAGGAGCGAAGAAAGAUCAAGUUCCUCUUCCUGGCCAAAAACCGAAGGCGUUUAUUCCCAUGGAAAUGAGUAAAAUUUCAGUGAGGGUAGAGGCCACAAGUGACCUUGAAAAUGCGUACUGACUCAGAAGAAAGCAUUGCAUUACUGUGAAGUCCAGUGGCACUUUAGUUGUCUGAAUGCUCAGAGGCUGGUGCAACUGGCAGGGUGUCAGAGUAUGAAGAGCUCACAGAAGUUGUCACUCUCCUGACUGGGAAAAUAAGCAGGGAAACAGCAGUUUCAUGGAACUUGGUGAUGCUGUUUCAAGUACAGCAUGAGAUCAACCCUGUGAAGAAGAAGUAAUGGUGUUACCGUUUUUUCUCUGAUAUCCAGAGUUCCUAUGAAGUCUUAGGAAGAGAGUUCUCUUAUUCAGAGAUUUUAGGAAGUUGGACUAAUUAAUUAUAAAUCAAUCCAACCUUAUAUAUAUAUAAUCUAUUUUAUUUGAAAUCACAGUACAAAUAAGGAGCACUGAACAACUGCAGUGCUCAUCAGUAAAGGUAUAUGGAUUGCUACAAGCCAAGGAAAUGCAUCUGUAGAGGUGGUGAAAGAAUAUAUAUUUUUUCCUUAAUUGUUUAAGAAUGACUUGCUGUUAACCAAAGUAACUUUUAAAGACAGUCCUGUUGGACUUAUGAGAACUUUUACAGCGUUCAAUUUUUGAAUGAUGUGUUGUUUUUAUGAAAAAUAUGUGCUAUCAUACACUACAAUUGUAAGACAUCUUGCUAUUUUCUAUAUAGCUCUAAUUUUUACCCCUCCAGAAUUUUAAAGUAGCCUUGGGUAUUUUGUGAGGAAAAUAAAACUUGUUUAACAAAAGAGGAGGAUAUUAAAGAGGUAUUGUUUAAGAAGGAAUGUACAUAAGAUUGUUAGUAUGCAAACAGUUGUGUUUAAAGUUAUUUAAAUGUUAAAUAUAGUUGUAUAUAUUUUUACAUUUAAACGGAUAGAGUUUGUACCUUCCUGUAUUGAAGUAUUGGGCACAGCUUAGUCAAAUGAAAAGAAAAUAAGGUUUUGUAUUACCUUCUAAUUAUAAGACUAACUAUUUUUGUAGAUGAUACAUUGCCGACAGCCUCUACUCCUUUGGUCUUGCUGAAAAGAAGGAUUUGUAUUUAAUGACUGGUGGGGAAGGAGGGGAGUUAAAUGCUAGUUUGCACUCAGGACUGGGGCAGGAAUCACAUGUGAUAACAGGAUAUUAAAAACACACUGUGUCUGUGAAGAUGUCACCAUUCUCCUGCAAUGAGCUGAUGAAGUUGUGCUACAGCCCCACAGAGAGAGAGUGUUUCAUUCACUUCUCAGUUAAUUGUGUUUGAUUUUGACUCACUAAUGACUGGAAAGGCUGGUUUGGACCUUUCUGAUCAAAGCAGACAUGUCUGUCUUCUGCCACUCUCCUCCACUCCCCGAGAUGGCAGUCUGUACUAGACAUGAACUGCUGCUGGGCAGCUGAACCCUGGAACAGUUUGGUCCUGCCUCCAAGAAAAGGGCUGAAACUGCCAUGCUGUAGGCUCUGUGGUGUAUAGACCUGCCUCAAAAAGGCUGAACUGUUCUGAAGAUGUUGUCCAAACACGACUUUUAAAGUGGAAGUUCUGCUCAUCUUCA
Messenger RNA from Serinus canaria (Common canary), 3567 nucleotides. RefSeq names its product CNKSR family member 3 (gene CNKSR3). Gene Ontology annotation, biological process: regulation of signal transduction. Bases 112 to 1779 code for a protein of 555 amino acids. Gene Ontology annotation, molecular function: protein binding. The record is from RefSeq and is a predicted model, not a curated record. Lineage: Eukaryota; Metazoa; Chordata; Aves; Passeriformes; Fringillidae. The transcript has 13 exons. Gene Ontology annotation, cellular component: membrane; cytoplasm.